This is a messenger RNA of Thelazia callipaeda (thelaziosis nematode), 7885 nucleotides long. The record is from the annotation of a GenBank genome assembly. Lineage: Eukaryota; Metazoa; Nematoda; Chromadorea; Rhabditida; Thelaziidae.
UAUUCCGACUACUGAUGUCUAUAAGUGUGACGCCAACUUCAAUAACACUUGCCUCAAUUGAUCGGUUACUGGUUAUUGCGGCUGAAAACUUUGAUCCUCAAAGAGCGAAUUUCUCAUUUGACGAGGAAUUUUUGGAUCGAAUAUUUGUGGCUCCUCAUUCGAUUGAGAUUAGCAUUUUCAAUCGUCACGUCUUUCGUACUCUUCUUGAGAGCAUCGUGACGUCAAAUACACUUCUUUCUGGUUGUUUAUUUGUAUCGCACUCAACUGCAUUGACUGGUACUGAUAUAACUUAUAAUCAACCUUCAGCUGAUUCUCAGAAGCAAUCAGCAUCUUCCUCACUUUCAUCGCACACACUACAUCUUAAAAGCGACUUCUGCGUGUACGUAAUUAGACAGCAAUUAAAAAACUGCAUCAGGGAUCCUACUACAACUUCAGUCCAACCCUUUUAUCGCUUUGUUGAAGUGUUGGAGGAAAAAUUAGUAGAAAUCCGAUAUAGUGAGCUUGAACGUUUUCUUGAAAUUCUUCUCGGUUCGGUGCUGUCAUUUGAUCUUUUUAUUCAAGUAUUAAUUGGUAUUAUUCUUUUCUCGUCUUCGCUUGUUCCACAAGUUGUUAAAGGACUUGGACAGUACCUUCAUUCCGUAUUUGCAGCGAUAUUUGAAAUAUCAAACAAAGAUAAUUUGCCAGCUUGUAAUCUUGUAACAUCAGCCGAAUUCACUCACCAGUUGUUUAGUUGUCUUCUUUCAACUCAAGUUAUUGAAAGUAUUGGAGUUAAUCGACAAUCCAUUAUCAGUUUUCUAAAGUUCUUCGAGCAAAGGCUUGCAUCACUUGAUAUAUUAUUGUCAAAAUCGUUCUCACCACUCCAACGUAUUUUAACUCUUGCGGCUGAGAAGAAUUCUAAACUUUCGACAUCGUUGUUGGGAAGUGAUCAUCUUUCCCCCUGUGAUUUCAUUGAUCUGGAAGACAAAGAUCUCGAUAAAAUAAUGGAUAGCUUGUCUUUUCAAAACCCCAGUUUAUUGGCACAGCAAAUUCAAGAAAUGGGCACGGCAUUUACAUCAAGUGUUAAAUCAUGUCGACAACACUUGCUAUCUUUUAAUUCUGGAGAUACUUCAAGUUUAAAUGCUGUCAAUGUUUCGCGAGUUAUUGUGAUGAUGGUAAACACGUGUUCUGGCUCUGCUGUACAGCAGUCAAUGCAGUCGAGUGCUUUGUGGGAUCAUCGUUCUGGAAGUGUUCCUGUUGUUGGGACAGCUUCAUCAGCGGAAAAUUUGUCAGCAACCAGUGGCCUUUCUGAAAAUUCUCUGAAUGCAACUGUAAAUUCAGCAUCACAAUCUACACAACAAAUUAAUUGGAAUGGCAAGAAUUUCGCUAACGCCAUUCGUGAAUUGAUGCCAAAUCUAAAUUGGUCGGAAGUAGUUAUGCAUCUUGAUCAGACAAAUUUCAUUGUAAGAACGAAGACUCAGUUGCAGUUGUUAACUACAAUAUUGUUUGAGGGGCUUGGUUCGAAUGCUUUCCCUAUUGGUUUGCUGUAUCGGGAAUGGAAUUUUCACAAGUACGGUCAGCUUUCGUGGAUCGAACAAAUUUUGCAAAAUCCAGAUGUAUUUUGCUUUACUGAUUAUCCUCAUAAAUUGGUCAAUUUAACGUCACUGAAGGUGCAGCCUGAAGAAACUCGUGAACUAAAUAACUGGCGUUGUUUAGAGUUAGUGGAUACUUUGCUACGAUUAGGUGAAGCGAGAAAAUUAGUUAAUAGCGUAAUGAAUAUUCUUCAUAAACCAAUAAAUUCUUGUCCAGAUGUUCUGCUCUUAUCUCUGUUGCAGAUACAGGUAAUAAAUAUAUUGAAAUCUGAAAUUCAAGACGUUAAAUAUUUUGCAGUUACAUUCAAUCUGCCGUCAUCAAGUUUUCGUAUUCAUCUCAUGCAAUUGCUAGUACCUGCGUUGAUUGGUAAUCAUCCAAAUGCUAUCCCCGUGUUGAAUGUAGCUUGGAAUUGUGAAGAUAAAGCCCAACUUCGACCUUCAAUUUUAAAUUCGCUAUGUACUUAUUACAUGAAAAAUCCAGAUGAUCAGACAAAGUUAUCUCGAAUUUUGGAAGUAGCUCAUGAACUUAAGCCGGAUGGCUUGGCUGAAUUGUUCAACGUACCGCAAUUUCCUUUCACAAUUGAUUUGGCGUGUUUGGCAUCAAGAAGAGAUUUUUUAAAAUUGGAUAAGUGGAUUGACGAUAAAUUGGCAACAUAUGGGGAUUCCUUUGCCUCACAAAUAAUAUGUUACAUUCGUCGCCGCAUACCCGCGAGCAUGGUGAAUAGCAAUAUUUUGCCUCAAGAAACUAUGAGAGUAUUGCUGAAUGCACUUUCGCGAACAAGUUGUAUGUCUAAUGCUACACUUAAUGAUUUAUCUACGCUGUGCUACCAAAUUCCUGCGAUGAAAAAUGGUGAAGGACGAUUGUCAGCUGUAUCAAGUUCAAGAACACAAAUAAAUAUGUCUGGUGCUCCACAUUCAUUGACAUCGAACAUGUUCAGCAGUAAUUUAGGUGCACCCUCAGUACCGACACAGCAAACGUCUAACAAUUUCGGUAGUUUUCCUUUUGGGACUACUGGAUUUGGUGCUGCUAAUACCAGAGAUGUUAUCGCAGCAGCUCAGCAGUUGCAAAACCGACAGCAACAGCAAAGUAACAUACCGGGAUCAGUGCAAGUUUUUGGAAGUCCUGCUGGUGCAAGUAUGGGAAUGCCAGGAUCUGCGACAGCGCCAUUUCCGCAAACAAAUGAUUUACUCAAGGCUGCAAAUGCGUCCAAUAUUUUGCAACCUAAUUUUGGUGGAAGUCAUGCAUUGUCGAUGUCUCCUUCCGCACAGAUGAUGAGAACUGGUUUUGUUGGUAGUGGAAUAACCACAACGCAAGCGCGACCCGGAACAGGUGGACCUGGUUGGAGUAUGCCAGCGGGGAUACCAGGAACAGGUGGUUUGCGAACAACACCGGGACCUACAAGUGUACCGGCAUCUGCUCUUGAUUUUCGUGUACCGCCUGGUGCUCCUAAUUCUACUGGUGGACCUAUGUUGAAUGGAAGCAAUUCAUUUCCUCAUAACGCUACUGGACAACAGCAGCAACCAAAUGGCAGUUCACAGAACCGUAUUACCAUACCUCCAUCGGUGAUAGAUGAUCUUACAUCAGUCCAGUUUAGCGAAGAAAUUCAGAAUGAAGCAAAUAUGUACUUUCAGCAAAUUUAUUCUCAGCAUAUGCAAAUGCCGGUCGCAGAUUUCGUUGAGCGGUUGAAGCAGUUCAAAGCAUCCAAUGUGCAGAGGGAUAAGGAUAUUCUGGCAUGUGUGGUGAAAAAUUUGUUUGAAGAAUACCGUUUUUUCCACGAAUAUCCGGAAAGAGAAUUACGAACUACAGCAGAGGUCUAUGGUAGUAUUAUUCGCGAAGGUGUUAUAUCGAAUUUACAAUUUGCAACUGCAGUGCGGAAAGUUAUUGAAUCAUUUCAAGCAGAACCAGGUAGUAUGCUCUGGACUUUUGGAAUUGUAGCACUUAAUGCUUGCCGAACAAAACUAAGUUUAUAUCCAAAAGUGUGUGUCAUGAUUGCUAAUCAAAGGAAUUUCCAGCAUUUCCCACAAAAUCUCAAGGAUUACGUAACCAGCGGUAUCCAGGGACAACAACCACAUGCUCCUGGUCGUGAAACACCGAACUGGCAACCUCAGCAACGAUCAGCAUCAGAAAUAAGCAGAGCUUUAGCAGCACGUUCAGGUUCAUCAGUGCUCUCUGUUACCAGUGUUGACACUUUGGUGAAUGCAACUGAAAAAGAAGGCAAUCAAAUAAAGCAGCCUUCCGAAACUGUGAUGGAAAAAGUUGCAUUUUUGUUCAAUAAUUUAAGUCAAAUCAAUCUACCAAAAAAAGUUGAAGAAAUAAAAGUAAUGAUCGAUGAUUCGGAUGAUGAUUUCCUCCGUUGGUUGGCACAAUAUCUGGUGAUGAAACGUGUCAGCAUCGAACAGAAUUUUCAACCUCUAUACAAUCUUUUUCUUUUAGCUGUUGAUAACAAGAAAUUAGAAGGAUAUGUGAAACUAGAAACGUUUAGAAACAUUAAGAUUCUUUUACGAAGUGACAAACGACAAGCAGCAACUAAUUUUGGUGACAGACAGUUGCUGAAAAAUCUCGGGUUAUGGUUGGGAGCCAUCACAAUUGCUCGCGACUACCCUAUAGUAACUUCGGAUUUGGACAUGAAAUCUCUGCUUAUGGAAGCUUAUUAUAAAGGGCAACAAGAACUCCUCUUUGUCGUGCCUUUCAUAGCUAAAAUUCUUGUUUCCUGUUGUAAAAGUCAAAUUUUUGGUCCAAACUGUGCAUGGAUGAAAGCUAUUUUGAAAAUUCUGGCAGAACUGCAUAAUCAGCCUGAUCUGAAGUUAAAUUUAAAGUUCGAAAUAGAAGUUCUCUGUAAGGAACUGGGUGUCGAUCUAAAUAAACUCACUGUGGAAGACGUGCUAAAAGAUACCGAACGUCUUAUAAAACUUCCACAACAGUUGGGUGACUUAAAAAUGUUAAAGCAACCGGAAUUGCAAAUGGCUGGAUCACCUGUUCCAGCAUUGCGUGCUAAUUCAGAGACUUCUGCUGAAAUUACUGUGGCAGGCACUCAGUCACCAAGUAAUGCACAACUGCAAGCACCAGCUCAUUUUCAUUACCAUGAUAUAAAUGUCGUCUCUUUUGAUGGCCUUACUCCGCAUUUGAAGCUUUCAGCUUCAUUACCCUUAUUUCAAUUCAAUCCACAAUUAAAACAUGUUGUUCGACCGGCAAUUAGUCAUGCAAUUAAAGAAUUAAUUGGGCCAGUUACUGAACGAGCAGUUCGUAUUGCUAUGCAUGUUACAGAACAUAUUUGUAAAAAGGAUUUCGCUCUGGAAUCAGAUGAACAACGAAUGCGUCGUGCUUCUCAGCACAUGAUUCGGGCAAUGACAGCGGGAAUGGCAUCUAUAACUUGUAGAGAACCACUUUCUUCCACAAUCUUGGGUUUUCUUAAAACAGCAUUUACAAAUUCUUUGCGGUGCAAUAUCACACCUGAUCAACAAAAAUUGAUCGAUGAAGCAGCAACUACAAUUGCCGAGGAUAACGUGGAGCUGGCAACAAAUUUUAUCGUCAAAACAGCAUGUGAAAAAGCCACACCAGAAAUGGAUAAACGUUUUGAAUCUGAAUUUGCAACUCGCAAACAGUAUCGUCUGGAAGGUCGUCAGUAUGCUGAUCCGGUUGCUCUUGCUCGCGCUCAGCAAAUGCCAGAAAAAAUAGGGCUUCGAAUCGGAUCUAUCACGAAUCAGCAGAUGACAGUUUAUGAUGAAUUUUCGAGUCGGAUUUGUGGCUUUAAACCUACGACUGCUGAAGAUAUGAUAGUCGAUUUCAGUGUCAUAAAAUCGUCAACUCCAACUGCUAUGCAGCCAAUGAUACAGCAGCCUGGUAUGGAUAAAGAAGUGGAGCAGUUUGUAGCAGCCUUACAAAUGCUCAUACAUGAAAUCGAUUCGAUAUUAUCAACUUAUGGAGUGCCAACCUAUCGAGCAAGUGCUGCAAUAGCCAAUAUUCGAGAUGCGGUAUCGCAAUUAUCAUCUAAUCCUCGUGAACCAAUCCAAAUGCAUAAUUGUAUUCAGCGUAUUGUCGAGCAAGUAUUGUGCUCGUAUAGGAAUGCAGAACUUCAGCAGCAUCAUUUAACGCCUCCGGAAAUAGAUUGGAAUCGAAGAUUAAAAGAUGUUUUUCUCCAAGUUUGUCGUAUUCUUCUUACGCAAAUACCAUUGGGUGAUUUGGCUCGUCGCAUCACUCGAGUAAUUGUGGAUUGCCGAUUGGAUUACCGAUUUAAUGUUGAUGCUAUGGAUUUACUUGCAAAGCAUAUGCUGAUUCAAAUGAAUGUAUAUGACCAGAAUUUAGCUAUGUUAAUCGAUAGUGGCAGCAAUUUUGAGGCGUUGAUAUUUGCUCAGCGUUUUCUGAAAUUAUUAACCAUAAAUAAUCCAAUGCAUUCACGACAAGCAGUUUCGGAAACAAUGCCACUGACGAUGGAGCAGCUAGCAAAAGCUCAGCAGUUUGGGCAGAACAGACCUACCCCUGAAAGUUUUACAACAACAACAGUAGCACUUGCUAGCGACGUUACAAUUAUCGGCUCUCGAAACCUUACCUCUCUUCCACCGCCUGCAACUGUUGCUGAUCGCAUGCAUAGCAAUUUACCAGGAUCACUAACCUCAUCGUUGCCACCAUCUGUUUCUGUAGGAAACGGCUCACAUUUACGUAACGAAAACGUGGAUGAUGCUUCCGAAUUGCAGAGUAAAGUAGAAAUGAUAUUGAGGGAAUGGAUUCAACUUUGUUACACACCACAAGCACAGAAAGAACCUCAGCAAGCUUUAGCACAGAUUGUUCAUGUGAUGCAUGAGCAAGGUGUUAUAUCAACAGAUGAAAUGAUCACACGGUUUUUCCGUUUGUGCACUGAAAUGUGCGUUGAUGUAUCAUAUCGACUAAUUAAAAACGAUGCCAAUGGCCAUCACACAACAGUUGUGAGACAGAGAUGUUAUUACACACUAGAUGCUUUUGUCAGACUUACAUGUUUAAUGAUUAAACAUAGUGAUGGAAGCCAAUAUCAAACGAAAAUCAAUUUAUUGAAGAAAGUUUUGAAUAUCAUCACUAAUGUGUUGCAUUUGGACCAUGAGGUUCGUGGCACUGAUUUUCAUGCAAUGCCUUAUCAACGGAUUUUUGUCAUCAUGUUCUGUGAAUUGACUGCUCCAGACCCAACGUUGGAUGUAAUUUCGUGGCAUAUUUUAGAGGCCUUUGGGCAGGCUUUAUUUCUCUUACAACCAAGACGAGUUCCUGGUUUUGCAUAUGCAUGGCUGGAUAUCAUUGGACACAGGAAUUUCAUUGGACGAUUACUAAAGGAAAGUGCAGAACCUAUGAAAACAUCUGCUAUGUAUACACAAUUGAUCAUUUGCCAUCUAAAAUUUCUUACUCCCUUUCUCCGUAAUAUUCAACUUCCCAAGUCUAUCGCCAUGAUGUACAAAGGUACUCUUCGCGUUUUGUUGGUGAUCUUGCAUGAUUUCCCAGAAUUACUUUGUGAAUAUCACAUAAUUAUUUGUGAUACUAUACCACCCAAUUGUGUACAAUUGCGAAAUCUUGUGCUUAGUGCUUAUCCAAAAAAUAUGAGACUGCCAGAUCCAUUCGGUUUAAAUCUGAAGGUUGAUAACCUACUAGAAAUGACUCAAGAACCUAAGAUGAAUAUCAAUAUGGCAGCAAUCAUUCCCCCUGAACUUAAAUCGCAGCUGGAUGAUUAUUUGAUCACGCGCUCAUCUGUUGAUUUUCAUGCUAAUUUGCCAAGCCUGUUGCAGGUUAGUAACAUCCCAGGUUCCAAAUAUAAUACAACAGUAAUGAACGCUAUUGUCAUAUAUGUCGGGAUACGUGCCAUUCAAGCGAUUCAAGAAAAGCAGCAGUGUAUUACUAUGACUACAAUUGCGCACACUGCAUAUAUGGAUAUUUUUCAGAAUUUAACAGUGAGCUUGUGCUCUGAAGGACGGUAUUUGCUAUUCAAUGCUAUAGCCAAUCAGCUGCGUUACCCUAAUAGUCAUACUCAUUAUUUUAGUUGCACUCUGUUGUACUUAUUUUUGGAAGCAAAUACUGAAGUAAUACAAGAACAAAUUACACGAAUUUUGUUUGAACGCUUGGUUGCUCUACGUCCUCAUCCAUGGGGUUUACUGAUAACAUUUAUUGAAUUAAUCAAAAACCCCACUUAUGGCUUUUGGAAACACGAAUUUGUUCGAUGUGCUCCAGAAAUCGAUAGGCUUUUUCAAAGUGUUGCAAACUCAUGCAUUACAUCAAAUUCGCGGCAUGUAAAUAUGAGUGCACCUCAUGCCUCACAGUUACCGACACGCAGUAGCCCUCAAGCUAUACAAAAUGUUCAAUAAAA